GGCAGCUGCCGGUCCCUCGCCCUUCCGGCAGUGAAGGCAGACAUGGCCAUGUGGAUGGUGAGUGUGGAGAAGACAGGGGCAGGAUGGCCCUUCUCUCCUGCUCUUGCAGGCGGGCACACGUGCUGCAAUGGGGCUGCCGCUGCCCUUCCUGCAGGACACGUCCAUCCCCGUCACUCUGCGGCAGGAGGGAGCUGAGCACUGGGGCCCCUCGCUCCCAAAUGAUGCUGCCUCUCUCGUGCCCUCGGUGCGGGGGGACAGCACUGGGGGAGUCUGGGAGCGCUCUCCUGGUGCUUCUCCUCCACGGCUCUUUGCUCUCUUUCCCUUGGCAGCAGGCGGGACGAGCAGGAGCAAGAGGAAGCUGCCCUGGCCAUUUGCAUGGCUAGGCACCCGGGCUGCGGCAGAGGCACCAGGGCCAUCGGGCUCUGCUGUCGCAGGAGCUCUCUUUGGCCGGCCCCUGGCAGAUCUGUGCAACCAGGACGGCAUGCUGCCUCAGCCCAUCCAGGACCUGCUGGCUCUGCUCAAGGAGCAUGGCCCAUCCACGGAGGGGAUCUUCCGGCUGGCAGUCAGCCAGCGCGCCUGCCGCGAGGUCAGGGACGCCCUGGACAGCGGGGUGCCAGUGCAGCUGGAAAACCAGCCCGUGCUGCUGCUGGCUGUCCUCUUGAAGGACCUCCUCCGGAAUAUCCCCUCAAAGCUCCUCGACACCCAGCUGUUCCAGGAAUGGAUGCACGCCAUGGAGAAGACCUGCAGGCAGGAGAGGCUGGCAGCCCUGAAAGAGGUGGCCAGCAAGUUACCAGGGGCCAACCUGCUCCUGCUCCGACACUUGCUGUCGCUGCUUAGCAGCAUCAGCAGGAAUGUGGCCACAACCAAGAUGACCGCUGGGAACCUGGCCAUCUGCCUGGCACCAAACCUUCUGAGCCCACCCCAGGAGCUGCCCCUGGAUGUCCUGGCUCUGGAGACAGGGAAGGUGACGAAGCUUGUUGAGUUCCUCAUCGACCACCAUGAGGAACUCCUUGGAGAGCAGGUGGCCGGGUUGGCCAGCAAGGGGGUUGAGGAGACACCAGCACCUCAAGCAGAGCUGGAAACAGCAGAGGUGCCUCCCAUCGCUCCUGAGAGCGAACAGCAGAGGAGCUUAUCCGGGGAGAAAAGGUUCCCUGGCUCUUUGCGGAACACCAGGAAGCGAAGAGCAAUCUGGGAAGAGGGCAACGACGGGCCACGGUGCCGAAAGAAGAGCAAAACUGAGCUCUCAGGGAUGGCCAACUGAAGAAAUUCAAGCAGGGGAAGAACGAGGCACCCAGGUGCCCAUUUACUGCUUCGAUUCCCCACAUGAGCUCUGCUGCCUGGCCUUGGAGUUCCACCCUGCGGCCCCAGCACCACCUCGGCAGCGGCGAGGACAGAACCACCAAGUCCUUCUGCUUUGGAUAGAAGGUUCCACCACCUCGCCCCGGAGCCAGAGCAGCGCCCUCAGACCCAUCCCAGCCCUCGCAGGAGGCCUUGCUGUCUCGCUCCUCAGCCCCGCCAGCAAAUGACAAACCGCUGGUGCAUCUCCCCAAGCGGGGAGCUGGCCUCUGGACUUCCCCUUACCAUGUUCAC
Pezoporus occidentalis (night parrot) is the source of this 1590-nucleotide messenger RNA. RefSeq names its product T-cell activation Rho GTPase-activating protein-like. Gene Ontology annotation, molecular function: GTPase activator activity. Gene Ontology annotation, biological process: signal transduction. The transcript is spliced from 8 exons. The record is from RefSeq and is a predicted model, not a curated record. NCBI's taxonomy places the organism in Eukaryota, Metazoa, Chordata, Aves, Psittaciformes, Psittacidae. The coding region runs from base 128 to 1261 and encodes 377 amino acids.